Molecule: messenger RNA, 910 nt
Organism: Pteropus alecto (black flying fox)
Lineage: Eukaryota; Metazoa; Chordata; Mammalia; Chiroptera; Pteropodidae
Gene: ANAPC11
Product: anaphase promoting complex subunit 11
Exons: 2
Coding region: 386-640 (84 amino acids)
Biological process (GO): anaphase-promoting complex-dependent catabolic process; protein ubiquitination; positive regulation of mitotic metaphase/anaphase transition
Cellular component (GO): anaphase-promoting complex; nucleus
Molecular function (GO): zinc ion binding; ubiquitin protein ligase activity; cullin family protein binding
Source: RefSeq, a predicted model, not a curated record
CCACGCCCUUCCCGCCCCUCCUUUCGGGCGACCCCGGCUGGGUGGCGGAUUCCUGGGCGAAAUAGUGGCAAGCGGGGUUUGAGUCUCUGUGUGUCACCCCCGCAUUUGUCACGUCCUUCAAGAAGUGCUGUAUGGCACGUUCUUGCAGUUAUCAACGAAAGCCAGCGCGCCUUUGGCGAUCUUGGCAGAUGCCCUGAGUGCGAGGCGAGCCUCUGGGGCGACCGCGGCCCCUGUCCCAGCCGCCCUCGCCCCUCUCGGCGGCUAAGGGGGUUCCUCAGAGGGCCCCCUGCCUCGGGUAGCAUCCCUUGUGUGGUGCCUAAAUGCUGAAGCUCUGCAAACUAAGGGCAGCAGGCGAUCUCUUUCCUCGCCCGCAGGCUCCACCGCCAUGAAGGUGAAGAUCAAGUGCUGGAACGGCGUGGCCACUUGGCUCUGGGUGGCCAACGACGAGAACUGCGGCAUCUGCCGGAUGGCUUUCAAUGGCUGCUGCCCGGACUGCAAGGUGCCGGGCGACGACUGCCCCCUGGUGUGGGGCCAGUGCUCACACUGCUUCCACAUGCACUGCAUCCUCAAGUGGCUGAACGCGCAGCAGGUGCAGCAGCACUGCCCCAUGUGCCGCCAGGAGUGGAAGUUCAAGGAGUGAGCCGGCCGCUCGCCGCCCCCGCGCAGACGGAUGCACCCCAGGCCGUGACAGGGCGAAACGAGACUGGACCUGUGCUGUCUUCUUCAUCACGAUGUUGACACUUUUAUUGCAUAAGGAAAACUCAUUAAAGCGCCUGAGCCUUGCUGGAGGCCUCUGGCUGCCUGUUUUCCUGGUGCUUGAUGCGUCCAACGGCCUACGUGUGUGUUGUUAUGAAAACUCAUGAAUAAACAUCGCUGCGGGGCUGCUGAGGCCCUGAGUCACAGUCCCCGA